Messenger RNA from Closterium sp. Yama58-4, 1180 nucleotides. NCBI's taxonomy places the organism in Eukaryota, Viridiplantae, Streptophyta, Zygnematophyceae, Desmidiales, Closteriaceae. The record is from the annotation of a GenBank genome assembly.
AGCUGAGUCAACUAAAGUCAACGGCGGUCAUAGAGGGGCAGGAGGUGGAAGGCUUCUUUGCCUUCAACUUCACGUUCGAGCAGAUUCAGAUCCUCAGAGAGCAGUGGAGCAGCGAUACCAGUGGCGGGACAAGACCCUUCACGGCCGUUUAUCCAUCCCCACGCUCUCCGCUGUGCUUGACCUCGUGCUCUCCGCCAAUCAAAACCCCCAGCUGCUGGCUGCUAGAGGCAACCGACAAGUGGGGCUGAUGCUGGAACCCAGACCUUCCGACACCAACUCCAUCCUCCGGGCCCCUCCCCCUCCUGCCCUGCCCGCCCACCACCCCUCUCCGAGCGUGCAUUUUGGACGCUAUCGCACUCUAUGCCGUGGCCGUCGCACCAGAGAAGCACCUGGUGCUGCUAGUCACGGCACAAGAAGCUGCUCAACCAGACCCUUUCAUUUUCGUGAUGAUCCAACCAGCCAGCUUCUACUGACCACCAUCUCCCUCUUCCCUGUUAUCUCUUCCCCCGUCCCUCCCACCCCCCCCCAGCCAUCCAACACCAACCCCAUUCUCCAGGCCCCUCCUCCCUCCUGCCCGCCAACCGCUUCCCUGCGAGCCUGCAUGCUCGACAUUAUCGCUCUCUACGCAGUGGCCAUCGCACCGGAGAAGCACCUGGUGCUGCCGGUGGAGUCGUGGCACAAGAAGCUGCUCAACCAGACACUAUCCUUGGCCAUCGCACCAGAGAAGCACCUGGUGCUGCCGGUGGAGUCGUGGCACAAGAAGCUGCUCAACCAGACCGACCUCGUCUCCCUCGCUCACGACCCAACCCGCCAGCUCGCCGUGCUGCCCUGGCCUUUUGCAAAUGACUGGAUCUUCCUUUCACUCAGCUAUGAACUUGUGGAGUGGAUGGGCUGUCUUAUUCCUCCCUUUAUCCCACUUCUCUCCCCUCGUGUCAUCCCAUCUCUCCUCUCCCCUCGUGUCAUCCCAUCUCUCCUCUCCCCUCGUGGCAUCCCAUCUCUCCUCUCCCCUCGUGUCAUCCCAUCUCUCCUCUCCCCUCGUGGCAUCCCAUCUCGCUCUCCUCUGUCUCCUCAGGACCCUUUGAACGAGUAUGCCAUGUUUGUGGAGGCCGUGGGAGUGGAUGGGCUCUUCUCUGACUUCCCUGCCACCGCCCUUAAAUACCUCCGUAAGUAUUUCUUUUAG